CCCGCUGAAGUGUUAUUAUCCUUUUACUCCAGCAAAUACUUGACAUCUCAAGACAAGACAUUUCUUCAUAAGGCACAAUGGAGCAACCGCUGCUUACACUAUCUCAGCUGAUGGAGACAUUCCAUAGCAGGAUGAGUAAUUUUGAAGCUCAAUUGCAAAAGACUCAGAAUGCACCUAACACCACCACCACCACCACCAACACUGUGUGUCUAGCUAGUGAAUUUGCAUCUUUCAAGUCCUUCACGUUGGAGUCAUUAAAUGCACUACGGUCACAAAUCCAUUGAGUUGCAAAGACAGUUGAUCAAGUGGUAAUGAAUGGCCGAAGAAAGGUGUUAAUGAUUCAUGGCAUUCCUGAAGAUACCUCUCAGCUUAUGUCAAGGGUUGUUCUUGACAAAUUAAAAGCUGAUGGUUUUACAAUCGGGGAUAUUAAAGACUCGUACAGGCUGCGUCAAUCCAGUAACCACAAUAAGCCUCGGCCUAUUAUUGCUAAAUUUCAGUUGAAUAGUACUCGAAACAGGAUUUGGUCCAGCAAGUCAAAGCUGAAGAAUACUGGUAUAACUUUAUCUGAAUACUUGACGCAUUCUCGUCGCACUGUAUUCAUGGCUGCCCGCGAAAAGUAUGGAAUCAAUAGAUGUUGGACUCGUGAUGGCGUCAUACCCGUGCUUGGCCUUAACAAUACCCGGCAUCGCAUCACAUACAUGGAAGAGUUACAUUCGAUUGACUCCGAGCCUGCCAACUCUGUGGCUUCUCUGAAAACCGCACCCAAAACACGACGGAUUGCAGCCACAAAGAAUGUACACGAUCUUGCAUUCAUUCAUUUUCUUGUCUUUAUAUUUUGCAAAUCCUUUAAUUUUUUCCCUACUCUUAAUUGUUUGUUAUUAUAUUAAUUUAGUUAACACUAGCGGGUGGUAUAUGGUGUACUCUUAUACUC
Molecule: messenger RNA, 931 nt
Organism: Diatraea saccharalis (sugarcane borer)
Lineage: Eukaryota; Metazoa; Arthropoda; Insecta; Lepidoptera; Crambidae
Source: the annotation of a GenBank genome assembly